UUUCCCAACAAGAGAAGAGAAUGUUGAAAAUAAAUACACUGCUAUUCACACAUUCACUUUCCACUCACGACAGUUGACAAGCCACUAUUUAUUUUCUUCUUCUCGUUGGUCACAACUUGGAUAUAUCUAGGGAGACUUUAGAGUGAGAUUUGUUCACUUUUUCAUGCUUUGACAUUUUCCCCUCGCUCACUAUUGUCAAAGUUAUUCUAUAAAGACUUUGUUCUUGAGUUAAAGCACACUCCAAGAACUUCUUUUGAUGCAAAUGCCAAAAGGCCAUCCUUUACAAAGGCCAUUGUAGUGGCUUAGCACUAGAAGUGAGGAGUGAGGAGAGUCUUCAUAGAGAAGGAUUGUUUGGUCAUAAGACUAAUCUUUUCUCCACAUUUAUGCUUCUGUCAUACACACUUAACAGCCAAUGAUCACUUCGUGGGAACUUCCAGGAAGUAGGCUAUGCUCUGAUGAAAUGCAAAGGGACAUGUGAUGUUAAGUGUUGGAAUCUUUUAGUAACUAAAUUUGGACUCUGGAGUCUUGGCUAGUGCUUUUGGUUAAUUUCUCAAGUGUGCUUCAUCUGAGUUCUGACUUGUGAAGUUCCUAGGUAUGGGACUUGAAGAGGGUGGUGAAAAUAAAAUGCUGGGACUGAGAUUUACUCAAAGGCACAAACGCUCAAAGAGUCUUCCUGAUAAGAAAAAAAUUGAGGAUGAUAAUCCAGAUAAUCGCCUUCACGCCACAGAUCGAAAGAAACUGGAUAUGGGUUACCUCACGGAAUGUGAUAAAGCUAGGAAAAACCGAACUCCUAUAAAUGAAGUCCACAGUACUCUGAAGCAAGAGAUUCUACAGCUAGAGAAAAGAUUACAAGACCAAUUUCAGGUUAGAUGCACGUUAGAAAAGGCACUUGGAUACAGAUCUCCAUCUCUCGUUAAUUCAAAUGAGAUGAUGAUACCUAAGCCUGCCACGGAAUUAAUUAAGGAAAUUGCAGUGUUAGAGUUGGAAGUAGUGUACUUGGAACAGCAUCUUCUCUCCUUGUACCGUAAAGCUUUUGAUCAACAAUUAUCUUCUGUAUCUCCAACAACUAAGGAAGAAAGUGUAAAGUUCCCUCUAACAACACCUAGAGCAAGAUUCACCAAUGUUUCUAUGCCUAAGGUUUUAACCAAGAGAGAAUGUUCUACAGUACAAUCUAAUGACCACGAACUUGAUACUCUGAGAAAGGAACAUAACAGAUAUGAGCCCGAGAUUUUUGGGAAAGAAUAUGAUGAAAAUUUUCCAGAAGAAAAGAACUUAGAUUCUGGUGUUUAUCGUUGCCAUUCGUCAUUAUCCCAUUGUCCAGCGUUUACAAGAGCCUCUCCUCCAGAAGAAUCUUUAGCUAAAUCUCUGCGUGCCUGUCAUUCCCAACCAUUGUCCAUGUUGGAGUAUGCUCAAAGCUCUUCUUCAAACAUAAUCAGUCUUGCAGAACAUCUUGGUACCCGAAUAUCUGAUCAUGUUUCAGUGGCACCUAAUAAACUUUCUGAGGAUAUGGUCAAGUGCAUAUCAGCCAUAUAUUGUAAGCUUGCAGAACCUCCUAUGACACAUCCAGGCCUUUCAUCUCCAAGUUCAUCCUUGUCCUCAGCAAGUGCCUUUUCUAUUGGAGAUCAAGGUGACAUGUGGAGUCCAAGGUUCAGGAAUAAUUCUUCUUUUGAUGUACGCUUAGACAAUCCUUUCCACGUGGAAGGACUUAAGGAGUUUAGCGGGCCAUACAGCACCAUGGUUGAAGUAUCAUGGCUUUAUAGAGAGGGUCAGAAAUCGGCUGAUACCGAGAAGUUGCUACAGAAUUUCAGAUCACUUAUUUGUCGAUUGGAAGAAGUAGAUCCAGGCAAGUUGAAACACGAGGAGAAGCUAGCUUUUUGGAUCAACAUACACAAUGCUUUGGUAAUGCAUGCAUUUUUGGCUUAUGGGAUUCCACAACACAAUGUGAAAAGAGUGUUUCUUCUAUUGAAGGCUGCAUAUAAUGUUGGGGGUCAUACAGUUAGUGCAGACACAAUACAGAGUACUAUACUUAAGUGCCGGAUAUCUCGCCCAGGACAGUGGCUACGCUUGUUAUUUUCUCCAAGGACAAAAUUCAAAGCUGGAGAUAGACGACAAGCCUAUGCAAUGGAGCAUCCUGAGCCUCUUUCACACUUUGCACUCUGUUCAGGAAACCAUUCUGAUCCUGCGGUACGUGUAUAUACACCAAAGAGGGUGUUUCAAGAGCUAGAAGUUGCAAAGGACGAGUACAUUCGAGCUAACUUGGGGGUACGCAAGGACCAAAAAAUACUCUUACCAAAACUUGUUGAAUCAUUCACCAAGGACUCAGGUUUGUGCCCCAAUGGUGUCAUGGACAUGAUCCUAGAAUCUCUACCCGAAUCCUUAAGAAAGAGUGUUAAGAAAUGUCAACUUUCAAAAUCCCGGAAGUACAUAGAAUGGAUUCCACACAACUUUACUUUUCGAUACCUCAUAUCUAAGGAUAUGGUAAAAUGAUUGAUUACUUGGCAGAGUCACUUCUUACUGUGGCAGGUGAUCUGCUUUGUUUGUUUGAUCUAUGUAAUUCUUUUUGUACAAAGUAGAAAGGGUACAGCGAGAUAUAAUAUUACAAUGUGAAGCAUUGUUAUAUUA
Molecule: messenger RNA, 2622 nt
Organism: Cajanus cajan (pigeon pea)
Lineage: Eukaryota; Viridiplantae; Streptophyta; Magnoliopsida; Fabales; Fabaceae
Source: RefSeq, a predicted model, not a curated record